Hibiscus syriacus is the source of this 2478-nucleotide messenger RNA. RefSeq lists its product as uncharacterized. Gene Ontology annotation, molecular function: microtubule binding. Bases 156 to 2111 code for a protein of 651 amino acids. The transcript is spliced from 6 exons. Lineage: Eukaryota; Viridiplantae; Streptophyta; Magnoliopsida; Malvales; Malvaceae. The record is from RefSeq and is a predicted model, not a curated record.
UCUUAUUUUGCCUUUUUUUUUUCGCUUCGCUUUUCUAUUGUACAGAGAAGGGAAGUGAAACCAAAACUGUUAGGUUCGCUAAGGAUCCCGAGAGCAUUGAAAUCUCAUCAGGCUCCCAUGAGCCCCAUGAAGAAGGUGGAAAGGCAGAGGAACCAAUGGAGUAUUCAGAACAAAACAAGACAAGUAAAAAUGGAAAAUAUAAUUUACGCAAAAGUUUAGCAUGGGAUAAUGCUUUCUUUACUAGUGAAGGAUUUCUGGAGCCGGAGGAGUUGUCUAGCAUGCUGGGAGGCAAUGAGAAAGGUCAUAUACAAACAUUGCCUGUGAUUCAAGAGGAUGAAAACAAAUCUUAUGAUUCACUAACAACGUUGGAUUCUGAAACCUUGACAUUGGAAAGCUUUGAGGCUGAUUUAUUUGAGGAUGUAAGAGCUUCAAUCCAAAAAUCUAACAAAGUUUCUGUCACUGUGAAUUCUAGUGGCAGAAAGGAGUUGAAAACAACAGAAGCUUCAAGAAAUGUAGAACUUACUACACAAGAUAAGACGGUAAAGUCUGUUGCUAGAAGUGGGGAAUCAACUUCAUAUCUUCAUAAGCCACCAAAGGUUUUAAGCAGUGUCGGUCCUUCACCAAAAAGGGUUUCCUUGGGUGCUAAGAAUAUCAGAAUGGAAAAGGAUACAAAAACUGUUGCCGGUAGAGAAACUACAGUAUUAAAAACUCCUUUGGGUGGUGCUAGAAACAUUGUGCCUAGGUCUAAGCCAUCUUCGAAAUCUUCUUCUUGCUCCCCAGCCUCUAGCAAAACGGAGCUGAAUUCUUCUUGUUCCUCGCUUGAAAGUUGCGCCAGUAUUUCUUCUAACAGAACUAAUGUAUCUUCCUUUAAUUUGAUUAAACAUAAAAAUGGCUCCGGAAUUGUACCAAAAAGUAAAAUUCAAGCAGGAAGUUCAAAGCUCCCAACUUUUUUGAAGUCUUUUAGCAACAUCUCUUCCAGUAUCUCUCCUGCAAGCUCUAUCAGUGAAUGGUCCUCAGAGUCAUCAUCUAUAUCUGCUUCUAAUCAAAGUUCUAAUGUUGCAAGAAUUAACCUUAGCUCUGUCUCCCUCAAGGGACCUGCUAUAAAACGUGAUGUGCACUCACAGAACCAUCCAACUGGUACGUGCUCACAGGGAGAUGGUGCUGAGGUUACUGGCUCGCUCAAUGAAAGUGAAAACAAAGUUUCUGCUGGAACUAUUAAACUUCUUCACCCUGCUUCAGUGAAACCAUCUGGCCUCCGCAUGCCAUCACCAAAACUUGGCUUCUUUGACGGGGUACGAUCAUCAGGACGCACUCCAAAUGGGAGUAUGCUGUCUCAUCCUGGUUUACCUAGUGGUUUGCCUAAAAUUGGAGCAAAAAACACUAGUCCAAGUGGAAGCUCAAACAAGGAAAAGAUCGGAAAGCUUCAGCCUGUUAGAACUCUUACUGCAAUCCAAAGCCCCAAGGUUGAUGUUAAGCAAACUUCCUCUGCUAUAAAUUCGAGAUCUUCCUUAUCUAUUCGGAAAUCUCCAAUUGCUGCAACAUUGGCACGAAGUUCUUCAAUAAACCUCAAAACCAGCCCUGGCAUAUCUCCAAAACUCCAGAAUAAAUCCUCCCCUAGAAACGGUAUUGAUUCGGCUGAAAAAGUAGCAGGCCAGGGAAGCAAGGACGGUGCUGACACAAAGGAUACCAAGAUUGUUCCUGUCGAUGUAGUACUUGAAACAAUUUCUAAUGUAGCUUCCAAGUCCAAUGUUGAAAAUAAAAUUUCAUCAAAAGAAGAAGCUGAAAAUGAUACGCACAGCUAUACAUACCUCAAGACUAAAACAGUUCUCCUUUAUGACGCCAGCAAGGAGGAAGCUACCGUCAAAGACGAAAUCAACACUGUCAGGAAAGAACCUAUUGAUAAGUUCGAGAACAGUUUGUCAAAUCUCACUCCAACCUCUCCAUCCCCAAUGACUUCUGAAGUUACUUGUGGCUCAAGGAUACCUUUCUCAGUCAAGGAUUCUUUUUACAAUACAGAUGCAUCGCAUGAUGUACUAUCAGGAUUAGCGGCAGCCGAGAAGACAACCCCAUUACCAUUUCUGGAGAGCACCUUUACUGAGAAUAAUAUCUAAGCGCAGCAGUCUAGUUUCAGAUUCUUUCAAGGUACCUUGGUAUGUGCCUUUUCCAAUUAUUCUUAUUUGGAACUUUUUUUAUACAAGUCUUAUAGAUUCGGUGAUAAACUUUGGUUAUUCAGUAGAAUUGAUUCCCAUGUUCAAAUUCCACCUGUUUCGGAUAUGAUAUUUAUCAUGGAGAUAAGGCGGUCCCGGGUUCGAAUUUCUCUAAGUUCGAACCUGAAGUACUAUUUCAUGGAGGUAGUGUCUAAUGAGGCACGUUUCGUAGUUUUUAAGGGUUGAACUUGAAGUGCCCAAUUUAUAGUGCCAAACAAAUCUUCAUGAAUAAUGUCUGAAAAUUUGCUAGUAAUGGAAUUUCUAGGUCUUG